Arachis ipaensis is the source of this 512-nucleotide messenger RNA. NCBI's taxonomy places the organism in Eukaryota, Viridiplantae, Streptophyta, Magnoliopsida, Fabales, Fabaceae. The record is from RefSeq and is a predicted model, not a curated record.
UCAUUGCAAAGAUUCUCCAUCUGCGCGGGUCAGAUACUCGUUAUUCUGAUUCACGUACAAAACAAAAACAAACUUAGAAAAUUCAAGAAUGACACGUGCAUUUCACGUGGUGAUUGUUGCCAUGGUGGUGUUCGCCAUCAUUGGCGUGGCAUACGGUGCAUCACCAUCAUCAUCAUCAUCAUCAUCUGCAUCCUCCUCCGCCGAUGACUAUGAUUAUGACUAUUCAGACGGUAUCGCUCCUUCACCAAACGCCAAGAACCACCACGUUCCUACCCCUUCUAAUGCUACUAAGAACAAGAACGACGAUUCUUCACCAAGUGCUGCCUCUAGGCAUGUCUCAUUCUCUGCCGCAAUCGGAGCUGCCACUCCGGCUCUCAUUGCCGCCGCCUUCUAUUUCUGAUCGUCAUUCUUGGCUUCAAUAUUUUUUUUCUCUAUUAACAAUGUGUAAUGUAAAGAAAGAGCGUCUAUUGCUCUUGUAUUUUCCAGAAAUGCACGCCUGUUGUUUUGUGUUU